GAGCCAAGAUGCAUAAUGGAUGGAAUGCAACUACUGAUCAUUUGGUGUGCUGUAUUUAUUUGCGUCAGUGGAGAAGAUGAAGGUUCUUCAUGUGACGUUACAUUCACAGUGCGAAGAGGUACGACAAACCGUGCUAUACCAGGACAAAGUUUGACAGUCAGUUGUCCCGUCAAACACUGUGGAAAUGUACUAAAUAUCACAUGGUGGAAACUCUCUAAUACAAGCAGCUAUAAGAUCAUUCCAAACACGGAGAAUAUAACCAUCAGACAGGAAUAUCACAAAGAUGAUCUUAUCUCCUAUUUGAGUUUUAACCAGGUUUCUAUUAUUGAUGAUGGCCUGUACCGAUGUGCUUUAGAACACAGAGAUGAAAGUGUCAGCCAUGCCAUCAACAUUUCUGUUUCAGACCGAAACAUAGGGGUAAAAGACCCAGAAGAUGGUGGUGGUAAUAAGAUUUACAGUCCUCAAUAG
Messenger RNA from Cyprinodon variegatus (sheepshead minnow), 468 nucleotides. RefSeq names its product B- and T-lymphocyte attenuator-like. Gene Ontology annotation, biological process: immune response-regulating cell surface receptor signaling pathway. Gene Ontology annotation, cellular component: plasma membrane. The record is from RefSeq and is a predicted model, not a curated record. The transcript is spliced from 3 exons. Gene Ontology annotation, molecular function: signaling receptor activity. Lineage: Eukaryota; Metazoa; Chordata; Actinopteri; Cyprinodontiformes; Cyprinodontidae. The coding region runs from base 16 to 468 and encodes 150 amino acids.